Messenger RNA from Fomitopsis serialis, 789 nucleotides. Its product is annotated as haloalkanoic acid dehalogenase. Lineage: Eukaryota; Fungi; Basidiomycota; Agaricomycetes; Polyporales; Fomitopsidaceae. The transcript has 2 exons. The record is from RefSeq and is a predicted model, not a curated record. The coding region runs from base 1 to 789 and encodes 262 amino acids.
AUGACUGACUGGGAGUCAGGCAUCGUGCGCGGCCUCGAGCCUAUCCUCGCGGGCACGCCCCUGGCUCCCCGCGAAGCCGCCCUGACAGCGUACGAGAACGUCGAACGCGACCUCCAGUCCCGCUACCCGACCAUGCGCUACAGCGAGCUCCUCACCCGAGUCCACGCCGAGCUCGACGCGCGCGCCCACAACCUCUCCGCACCUGCCGAACCCUCCGGGAGCACAGCCGCUACCGUAGAGAACAGCUCCGGCGCGGUGGUCGAGGGCACUACAGUCGGGUCCUCCGCGUCCGCGUCAGAAUCCCCGGACGCGCACACCGCGUUCGGGCAGAGCAUCGGCGGGUGGCCGCCCUUCCCGGACACGAUCGCCGCGCUCACGACGCUCAGCAAGCACUUCAAGCUCACGGUCCUGUCCAACGUCGACCGCGCGUCCUUCGCACACACCCAGCGCGCGCUCGAGGGCCCGUCCGACGCGCCGCACUUCCGCUUCUCGGCCGUCUACACCGCGGAGGACGCCGGCGCGUACAAGCCCGAUCCGCGUGCGCGCGAGUACGCGCUGCGCCGCGUGGAGGCAGAGCUCGGCGUCCCGCGGGAGCAGGUCCUCGUCGUCGCGGUGAGCGUGUCGCAUGACGUGCAGCCGUCGAGGGAGAUCGGCUUGGGGACGGCGUGGAUCUCGAGGAAGGGGACGCGCAUUGGCUGGGAUGAGGCCGAAGGGUCGAAGGCGACGUUCAGGUUCGACACUCUGGGUGAGAUGGCCGAGGCGGUCGAGCGCGAGACGAAUGGGGCAUAG